AUCAAUACAUUCAUAGCUCCGCUCAGAAUCUGAAAUUAAAUAAAUCACAACUAAAUUAUUGAAAUACGAUUUAUAGAUUUAUGACACGAACCACUAUUAUCGCCAUAUUUUACUUAUUCAUGUCCACCACUAUAUCCUGUGUAAGAGUAAAGUACUUUAGGUACUUGACACUUGUAUAGUUGUACACAAUUUAGUUAUAGUAAGAUUCAUUAUGAAUUAUCCAAUGAUAAGGUGUGGUAUUAACUAUAUAAACAAUUUAUCAAAAAAAAAGACUUGGAAAGACAAUAGUAGUUUCGUUUUUUUUUUAUAAGUACAUUAUGUAUAGGUAUAUCCACAAUCGUGUCUAUACUACAACACGAUAAAUAACUUUUAAAUCUAUAGUGAUUACAUUGUUAAUUAUAUCAAUUUAGUGUUCGUUGUUUACUAUUUUAAUACCCAGCAGAUUCUAUGUAGGUAAGUUUUAUGACUCUAUGACUUAAGUGUCCAAUUAAAUAUGAAGUACCUACCCCCCUAAACAUAUAUAUAAAUUAAUGUAUGAUUUCAGUUGGUUAGUUAUACUAUAAUAAUGGACAUAUUUACAACAUUAACUAUAAUUUUGGUAGUGUCCGUGUAAAUUUCUAUAUCAUAGGUACAUAUCCUGCAGAUUGGUAUUAGUAAUUUAAUUUAAUUAGUAACACCAAAAUAUUCAUUACAAUUAUUGUGAUCAUAACUUAAUCACAUCUUUUAAUUACAUACAUUUAUUGUCGACUUCAGAGAAACGGCAUUAUGAUCAUCAAGUUACCUUCAAAACGAUGCAGCUUUCUUAUUGGACUAGUGAUAUUGAUGACCACCGCAGUGUUGUUCAUAUUUUAUUCGCUGAACAUAGUCAAAAAUGAAAUCCGGGAUCCUGAAUUUCCUGAACCACCGUCAAGUUUGCCGAUGGGAGUGUACAGUAAGGUCGGCGUUGUGUCUAAUGGUGGACCCUGCUCUCAAAUCGGAGUGGAUGUGAUGGCUAGGGGCGGGAAUGCCAUAGACGCAGCUAUAGCUACAUUAUUAUGCGACGGUGCCGUUUGUCCACAACAAAUGGGUAUUGGUGGAGGGUUUAUAAUGAGUAUUUACAACGCAACGACCAAAAAAGUAACGUCAAUUAACGCACGUGAAACAGCUCCAGCCGCUGCAAAUACUUACAUGUUUGUAAAUGAACCCAUAAAAAGCAUGUACGGAGGACUGGCGGUUGCGAUUCCAGGGGCCCUUAAAGGCUACUCAACGAUAUAUAACUUAUACGGUGGCGGCGUACGAUGGGAAACGUUGUUUGAUCCAACCAUAAAACUAUGUGAAGAGGGUAUAACGGUCAGUAACCAUCUAGAUACUAGCUUGAAGUUUGACGAAAAUUUGAUAAAUAAUGACUCAAUGCUCAGAAACAUUUUUAUCGAUGAAAACAGUGGAUACUUGAAAAAAGCUGGGGAUACAUACAAGCUACCGAAGUUAGCAGAAACCCUGAAAAUCAUUGCAAUAGAAGGUGUAAAAGCCAUAUAUAACGGAUCGUUAACAUCUAAUUUAAUACACGAUUUGAGGAAAGUCAAUGGUAUUAUCACAAAUAAAGAUUUGGCGGAUUAUAAGGUUGAAAUCGAAGAAUCUUUUUCAGUAAAUUUAACAAGUGGACAUACAAUACAUAUGGGUCCACCACCUGGUUCUGGUAUAAUAUUAGCUUAUAUUCUCCGUAUUUUGGACGGCAUUCUACCGGCGCCUGAUGUUGGUUUAGCCGCACAUCGGUUAGUAGAAGCUUUUAAAUUUGGGUAUGGUGAACGAUCCCAUUUAGGAGACCACCAAUUCGUGAACGUAUCUCAAAUUUACAAUAAAGUAAACUCGGAUAGUUACAUUAAGAGUAUCAGAGAUAAGAUUCUUGAUAAUUUUACAUCUUUAGAUCCGAGAUAUUAUGGUGGUGAUUUUUUUACACCAGAAGACCAUGGAACGGCUAACAUAGUCGUAACCGAUUCGAUGGGAAACACUGUCGUAUGUACCAGUACAGUAAAUACAUUUUUUGGAAGUGGUUUCAUGUCACCUAGCACUGGCAUCAUUCUGAACAAUCAAAUGAACGAUUUUUCUACUCCUGGAGUUACCAAUUUUUACGGAAUCCCAUCGUCACCAGCCAAUUACAUAAAACCAGGAAAACGGCCAAUGUCUUCAAUGUGCCCGACUAUAUUUACCGACACAAAUGGCGACUUUGUUCUUGGAGCGGGAGCAGCUGGAGGAUCUAAAAUCACUCUUACUACGGCUUACAUGGCUGCCCAUAAAUUAUGGUAUAAUAAUACACUGAAAGAGGUAUUGGACAAACCUAGAAUAUACCACCAACUUGUACCUAUGGAAAUUCAAUAUGAAUACCGAACAACUAAGAACGUUGUACAAAAACUUAAAGACAUCGGACAUCCAGUGACUAGGAUGAAUAAUUAUACUCAAAGUUCAGCAGCAUCGGCUAUUAGUAGAUCCCCUACAGGAAUGAUCGAGGCCAUGUCAGAUUUCCGGCGGCCAGGAAAUACUUCAGGAUAUUAAUAUGAUUAUGAAUAUUAAUUGAUUACUUUCAAUAUUGUUUUAGUUUAUUCUAAAAGUUUAAUCUCAAAUCAUA
Acyrthosiphon pisum (pea aphid) is the source of this 2602-nucleotide messenger RNA. RefSeq names its product scoloptoxin SSD14-like. Gene Ontology annotation, molecular function: glutathione gamma-glutamate hydrolase. Gene Ontology annotation, biological process: glutathione catabolic process. NCBI's taxonomy places the organism in Eukaryota, Metazoa, Arthropoda, Insecta, Hemiptera, Aphididae. The transcript has 10 exons. Gene Ontology annotation, cellular component: plasma membrane. Bases 766 to 2529 code for a protein of 587 amino acids. The record is from RefSeq and is a predicted model, not a curated record.